Mesorhabditis spiculigera is the source of this 1101-nucleotide messenger RNA. The record is from the annotation of a GenBank genome assembly. NCBI's taxonomy places the organism in Eukaryota, Metazoa, Nematoda, Chromadorea, Rhabditida, Rhabditidae.
AUGCAGAACUGCAUCGAUGAUUUCCAGAAGAUGGGCCGGUACACCGUGCUCAUCUGCGUACUCUGCGAGGUAAAUUUUGAGAUGCGACGGAGCUUUCUGGAUAGUAACAUCUGUGCCCCGCCCACCCUAAUUGGAUGUCGUAAUCGAAACGACACCGGCUGGCUCCAUCCCCAUCAUUUGUGCGAUCUAUAUCAUCAGGGAACCUGCGACCCGAUCGUCGAGUAUCAAUUCCUGUCGGUGAAUGUUGAGUUCGCCCAGCUGUGCGGAGAGGGGAAGCGGAUCAAGGACAGCACAUCUUACCAAAUGAUUGGAUACAUGGUCGGCGCGCUGGUGUUCGGCCAGGUGUCCGACACGUUCGGCCGAAAAUGGCCGAUGCUUGUCUGCGUGGCUAUGACGGGAGUGCUUGGCUGGGUGUCGAGCUUCGCCGGCUCGCUGCACAUGUUCACGCUGUGGCGCACGCUGCUCUCCUUCUUCAACACCGGCCAUAUUGUAAUCGUAAUGGUGUACAUGUGCGAAAAGUUCCCGCGGCACCACCGUAUGUGGCUGAACUUUGUCUUCUCGUGGUCGCCGAACCUCAUGUUCGCCUCGAUUAUCGCCUAUUAUUCACAGGAUUGGCGCACCUUCUCGCGAGCACUCAACACAUUGGCCUUUGUCGCUACUGUACUUUUAUGGUUCUGCGAGGAGUCAAUCUACUGGCUGGUGCGAAAGGGGCGUGUCGAAGAAGCGGAAAAGGCCAUGAAACGCAUCCACCGCAUUAAUGGCGACGAGCUGGACGAUAAGGCGCUGCAGUUGGUGUUGCAGCAUGAAAAGAGGAAUUAUGAGGAGACCAAAUCGACGGGCCACUACUUCUUCCACCACCUCUUCUGCACGUGGCGCCUACUCGGCUAUUCGCUGACGAUGAUUUUGUCGUAUUUCGCCGUCUCGAUCAUCAACUACGGUAUCAUGUUCAACAUGGAGCAUCUCGAAGGCUCCAUCUUUUUCAACACAAUCUUCAUCGGAGCCUUCCGAUAUUUGCUGAACGUCAUCUCAGCCGCCGCCGACUACAAUUUCCCGGCCGUCGGCAGAAAGGUUGAAUUAACCCUACCGAUGACGCAGGCUGAU